AUGGAGUCACAAAAUCGUAAAGGUUUUAAUUUUAAUUCUCCGAUUUCACCUAGUAAAGCACUUUUCAACGCUCUUGAGAUGGUUUCUCCGCAAAAUUUCUUAAAGCGAUCUAAAUCGACCUCAAGUACUCGAAGUGAAGACAGUAAUACAUGUAGUAAUAAAUCGGAAUCCACCUCAAAAAAACCACUUGAGAAAUUAAAUAAUAUUCGUUUCAAGCGAACGAAACCAAAUUCUCCAUCCAAAUCUGAUUGCUCGAACUCGCAAACCACGACAACUAAGCCUUCGCAAUUUCUUCUAACACCACCUAAUUCUCCUUCAUCGCCAACUUUAAUAACGCAAAUUCCUCAAACUAACAACAACAAUAGUGCUCGCAUCCAAUUUUCAUCUACGAUCUCGCUUACAACUUACUUGCUCUGUGCGCCAUUUCUUGACCUCAAACUUGUCGUGCCACGAACAAUUUCCUUUCAAGAAUUUAAAGAACAUGUUUCCAAAAUCGCGGGACUUGAUUUAUCUGACGAUGACACAAUCGCUUAUUUUCAUAGUUGCACAAUGACUGAAUUGGAUGAAGAGCUUUUGAAACAAGAAAAAAAUUUGACAUUUAUUAAUUUUUUGGUAAGACAAGAAAAAUUACGUCGCGUUGCAAAUAGCAACUGCUGGGUGAAUAAUAUGUUAUGGAUGCGUGAUCAAGUUGAGGUCACAUUGGUAGCUAAAUGGAUGACCUAA
This is a messenger RNA of Ambispora leptoticha, 723 nucleotides long. Lineage: Eukaryota; Fungi; Glomeromycota; Glomeromycetes; Archaeosporales; Ambisporaceae. The record is from the annotation of a GenBank genome assembly.